Messenger RNA from Zingiber officinale, 3147 nucleotides. RefSeq lists its product as uncharacterized. Lineage: Eukaryota; Viridiplantae; Streptophyta; Magnoliopsida; Zingiberales; Zingiberaceae. The record is from RefSeq and is a predicted model, not a curated record. Bases 259 to 2913 code for a protein of 884 amino acids. The transcript is spliced from 6 exons.
CUUUAUUAUUUUAUUAACAGAUCUACCAAUUUAAACUUCAAAGCCCGACCCCUCUCUCUCUCCCUCUCGGAAACCUAAAUCAGAUCUAUGAAGUAUGAACUGGAUUUAGAUGCUCAGUUAUCGGGGUUUCUGGCGAUUCGGGUUGGUGUUGCUCAGUGCAUCGGCCAUGAUUUGGAAUCGAGAUGCAAGAUUUGCAAGUUUUGAGGAGGGCGACGAUCUGUGAUUUUUGGAUAGGUUUUUAAAGAAGUAAAGACGAUAAUGGGAGGGGAGAAGGGUGGUUCCAAAAGUAGUGGAUUCUUCCACCUCUUUGAUUGGAACCGGAAGUCUAGGAAGAAAUUGUUCUCCAAUUCACCUGAGGGCACAAAGCAAGGUAAGAGAAGCACUGACAAUUUGCCAGCAACGCAGCUCCGUCUGAUUGACGAUGAUGAAAUAUUCGCCGUUCCAAGUAUCAAAGGAAGUAGUGACUAUAGUUGCGCUUCAUCAGUGACUGAUGAUGAUGGAAAUGGAACAAGAGCCCCAGGUGUAGUGGCAAGGCUCAUGGGUCUUGAUUCCAUGCCAACAUCUGGAGCUCCAGAGCCAUACUCCACUCCUUUCUUUGAUGCACGGUCUUUUCGCUACAACCAGAACCAGAGAAGUCCUGACUUUUACACAAAUGAAAAUUUCAACUAUGUUCCCCACAAAGCUGAAGGUUACUUCAGGAAGCCCGUGGAAUCCAGGUCUCAGAAGAUGCCCAGCAGCCCUAUAGAAAGGUUCCAAAGGGAAAUAUUGCCUCCAAGGUUGGGAAAGUCCCUUCCACUAAACCACCACAAGUUGUUAUCACCGAGCAAGAACCUUGGCUUCACCUCAGCAAAGAAUGCAACAGAAAUUAUGGAGGCAGCUGCAAAGAUUAUUGAACCAGGGCUGCAAAUGCAUCCUAGUACAAAAGGGAAGAUUGGUUCACCUUCAAUUCCUAUAAGAGUUCGUGAACCGAAGAAUAGCAUAUCUACUACAGAGAGGUCAACGCAGCUGUUACAACUAUCCAGAGGACAAGUUGAGUUGGAUGAUUCUCAAUACUCUAGAGGACAGUCCAGGAACUGGAAUAGAGCUGAAGAUAUUGUUAUUGUUAGGUCCUCUCCGGAUCCUUAUGAAAUCAAUGGAGCUGGAGCACGAGGUAAGGGUAAAUCCAUCUCUUUAGCUAUCCAAGCUAAAGUUAAUGUUCAGAAAAGGGAAGGGUUGGGUUCUUCAAGUAGGAGUACAAUUGUUCAGAAGGACCAUGAUGAUUACAAAGGAAAUCAGCCAUUCAGGACACAAGCAAACAACCAGAAAAACAAGUCACAACAAAAAUCCUCAGCAGCCAGUGUUUCUGGUGUCCUUAGACAAAACAAUCAGAAACAGAACUGUCAAGUAAGCAAAAGCAAAUUGGGCUCGAAGCAAUCAAGUCAACAGCAUGGAAGGAAAAUCCCAUCUGCAGAUCCUUCAUCUGGAAAAAAUAAGAGUGCAAACAAGUUUUCAGGACCUUCAAGAAAUAAUUGCAGGAAAAUCACAGGCCUUGAUAUGGAAGGGUCAUCUUCCAGUAACAAGGAUUUCCCACAAAAGAAGAGGUUAAUAGAAGGAGGCUUCAACGGUGAGAAGAAUUUGCCUACUUACGGUGGGCUUAUGAAGAGACAUGAAACACAAGUUAAAUCUGAUAUGGUAAUAGAUGAACACACAAAACGAUCUGAGGAUAACAGAAAUACCAAUGACAUUAUAUCUUUUACGUUCACAUCCCCUUUGAUAAAAACAUUUGGUGCUUCUCAAUCAGGCAGUUUGGCGGUUGAUAAAUGGGACAAAGAGAAAUGUAGUUGUUUAGAAAAUAAUUUUUCAGGUGUAAACAAGAGUCUGUCGUCACCAGGAUCGGAUAUUUUAGGUGGUGAUGCGUUGGGUCAUCUUUUAGAACGGAAACUAAGAGAAUUGACUUCUCCUACAGAGCUAUCUUGUGACUUCACCAGAACAACGAAGUUUACAGCUUCUGCCCCUAAUCCACAGACUCUGAACUCUUCUUGCUAUGUUCCGACAGCACAACACAAGGAUUUUCAACCUAGCCAAUUGAAAGAUAGACCUGGAAUUGUAGUCAACUCUGGUAUUUUUUCAACAAAUUAUCAGGUGAUUGGAAUGAACAAUAAGCUGUUGGCAGUAGAAGUUGAAAACGAUCAAAGUAGCAACAAUAACAUGUGCAUAGAGGAACACAAUCAUCGGAGUCCGCUUUCUGUAUUUGAUGCUUCCUUUUCAAGUGAAAGCUGGCAGUUAUCAGAGAGCCCAGGAAGUACAUAUGGAAGUGAUCCCUGUCCAUCAUCAGUGAAUGCUCAGAACAUCGCUUACUUACAUUCUUUAAGUAAAUAUGUUGAAGCAGAACCCGAAUUGUCUGAUUCAGCUUCUUCUAUAGCAAAAGAUCCUCAGGAGGGUACAGCAGACCUUAUGAGACCAAACGAGCAGGAAUUGAAGUAUGUGAGGAAAAUGCUGUGUAACAAAGGGUUGACAUCCGAGAAUAUAGGUUCAUGCUACUUAACCAGCGUUGCUGAGAACUUUGAAGGUAAUAAUAGAAUUGUACAAGAAGAGUUAGUAGGCGAUAAGGCAAGAAGCAAGUUGCUGGAAGACUGUGUCCAAGAAUGCUUGGAGUUGAAACAUGACCAUUACUUUAAGGCAGGUUAUGAAGCAUGGAACAAGGGGAUAAUGUUGACUAGGAAGGAUAUGGCACAAGAGGUUUACGAUGAAAUUUCAGGAUGGAAAUCUAUGAGUAACUGGAUUGUAGAUGAACUCGUAGCAAAUGACAUGAGCACUCACUUGGGAAGUUGGGUGGAUUUUGAGAUUGAAGCAUUUGAAACUGGCAAGCAAAUUCAAAGACAGAUAUUGAGCUCAUUGGUCGAUGAAGUUUUUGCUGAAUUCCAUAUCAAGUAACUAUUUCAGCCUGAGAUUUGCUUCGUAUAAAUUACAUCAGAGUUGGAAGAAUGAUGCUUCACUUUAGAGGAUGAUGAUGCAGAGUCGAUAGCGUAGUGGUCGAUCCUGUUCUUUUGUAUUGAUGUAUUCGUUCUUCCAUUUAGCUAGAGAGAAAUGUAGUGAGGCUCUCUGGUCUCAGGACCAUGCUAAUAAUAUUCAGUAGCAUAUAAUGAAAUUGUUAGUUCAGAGCAAAAA